Messenger RNA from Owenia fusiformis, 4775 nucleotides. NCBI's taxonomy places the organism in Eukaryota, Metazoa, Annelida, Polychaeta, Sabellida, Oweniidae. The record is from the annotation of a GenBank genome assembly.
CUAGCUUUGCACAUUUUGGAGUUGGAAAACAAAAUUUCAAGGUUUCGCUUCACAUUUUCUUAAAUAUUGCUUCUUCUACGAUUAUAAACAUAAGAUUUACUGUUUCUAUACUACGCUAGGAUAAUUUACAUAUGAGGAAAGUAUGCAUAUGGCUGACAACAAUAUUGAAUGUGUGAAUUCUGAGAUUUUGGAUCUGAAAUGCUUCAUUAGGGCUGCCAUCGAACUCAAAUGUCAGUGUCGACAGUCGAACUCUGCUGUCGAAAAUAUUGUCGACAAUCGAACUUUCCAGGGAGAAAAAAUCAUCGGGAAAAAAAGAAAAAUUAUUUCUGUGUUGUUGGUUCGUUUUUUCCAAAUCUUUCAACACAAAUAUCAUACAAAUGUUAUGUAAUUGCCUAAUAUUGUUACUAAAUGCCAAGUUAAUAGAAUAUUAUAGACGAAAAUGGGACAAAUACCUGCAAUGUUUCGACCGGGAUUUAUUUCGACUGCUCGGGCGAAAUCUCGUACAACGUCUCGCAAGAGAGAAGAGAAGUCAUGAAGGGAACUUCCGGGUGAAUUUAUUUUUUGAAAAUGAAAUGAAUGUGAACAAUAUUUCCGCAGAAUACGCGCACAUAACACGUUGAAAUGUGUAUUGAAAUGUAUUGGGGCCAUUUGGAUAUUUUCAAGUAAGUAUUGAUAUCGUUUGCUGUCGACAUGACGGGAAUUUUUGUCGACUUCGUUGUCGAACUUGCAUUUUGACUGACAAGUCGACGUUCCGACUAAUGAUGGCAGCCCUAACUGAAGCAAAUCUUAUGCCAAGCCCACUGGUAGGGCUGCCCAAAUGGAAAAAUUACACGAUCACCAUUCGUUUCUGAUGUACUCCAUUACAAACAAUUGACCUUAACUGUCAGGUGUUGACAUUCUAACAAAAUGUGCAAAAUCAUUCCUUAAUCAUUUGUACCGUGUACACUGUUCUAACAUUUUGUGCGGUCAGUUGGAUACAGAUCUAUUUUUGGAAUGAAAAUAGGUGGAGUGAUAUGGCGAAACUAUCGUCAGAUAUGGACACGAUUGAGUCAACUAGACAAUGGUCACCAUAAACGAGUGGUUUUCAGUCAACAUGUGGCAAACCGCUGUGAUGAUGCAGGUUCCACAUUAUCGUAUCCUAAAUUGACUCCUCAGCAAGUCAGCUCAAUCUUACGCAAUAAUGAAAAUACUUUUGAACUGAAACGUGGAAAAUCUGUCAGGAGUUUUGAUACAAAUCAACUCGCAAGUAAUGAUCCCAUUGAAGAUCGCAGAUCAGAGGCACGACUGACCCAAACCGAUGGGUUAAUGUUUGGAGUGUUUGAUGGUCAUGCAGGGUGUGCAUGUGCUCAAGCAGUGAGUGAACGUUUAUUUGAGUACAUAGCAGUCUCACUUUUACCUCCCCACUUACUGGAUGAAUUCAACCAUGCUUUGAAAGAUAGGCUCCCAUCUGUGAAUACUUGGUUACUGAAUUGGUAUCGGCAUGAUAACGAUUAUUUCAACACAUCAAUGGCAUCAUUGUAUAGGAGCAAUCUCCAUCGUUACGUCACAGAGAUGCUAUCGACAAGCUGUAUGGAAGAUGAUCACGAGUUUGUAAUGUGGGAUGCACUUACCAGUGCUUUUGUGCGUCUUGAUCAGGACAUAUCAACUGAGGCAAUGCCAGGUGCUAAUGGACUUGUUAUCAAUCCUGAGAUGAUCGACAUUGCAUUCUCAGGGACAGUGGCAUGUGUGGCACAUAUUGAUGGUCCACAUUUACACAUAGCCAACUCUGGUGACAGUAUGGCAGUAUUAGGCAGCUACGACGAGGACCAAAACAGGUGGCACGCCACAGAGCUUUCUAAAGAACACAAUGCUCAGAAUCUGACAGAAGUAAAACGUAUCAAAGAUAAUCAUCCUUCCAGUGAAUCAAACUUUGUAAUAAAAAAUGAUCGAUUACUCGGACAGUUGGCGCCUCUUAGAGCUUUCGGGGAUGUCCGCUACAAAUGGCAGCAUGCAGACUUAAAAAAACUUACCAUGGCAAUGAACACUCCUUAUGCCCAGAAUUUUAUACCUCCAAACUACUACACUCCACCAUAUUUAACUGUCAGCCCUGAAAUAAAAUAUCACCGAUUACGAUCCCAAGACAAAUUCCUCAUUCUUGCUACUGAUGGAUUAUGGGAUAUGUUAAGUCCUGACAUGGUGAUACGUCUUGUUGGGCAACAUAUGACGGGAAAACAAACCUAUGACCCCUAUGUCCCAAACAAAGGAGUAAAACUGAAGGAUAUCAAUUCAGUUCUCCUUAAAAGGAAAUCUGGAAUUGAAAAUCGAGCAAUUGAUAAAAAUUCAGCGACACAUUUGAUCAGGAAUGCACUUGGAACAUCUGAGUUUGGAGUUCAGCAUAAUAAACUGUCGUUAAUGCUAUCCAUCCCGCAAGAUAUUGUGCGACUAUAUCGUGAUGACAUCACAGUUACAGUCAUUUUCUUUGAUCAAGACUUUUUGCGAACUUGUCCAGCUUAGCUUCAACUUGAACAGUGUGUGAAAAUAUAAACUCUAGGCAGAGUGCAUGCUUUUCAUAGAAAAAGUUAAACAAUUUAUAUUCUAUAAGGCUCUUAGCUCCAAAUAUUGAUUCUGAUUUAUUUAUUAACCCCUUAAAUACACAGACUGAGGAAUGUACAUAUUAUCAAUAACAGAAUUUCUCUAAAUGCCUCUAACUUUGCCAAAUAGACUAGAUGCGAGUAGAAAUAAUCUUGAUUUACGUCAUUAAAUAUUCAAAAUUCAUUCAACGUGAUCUCAUAUUUGAAAUCUGCAUGUAAAAGUACAUCUAGAAAUGUGGUUUCGAAAAUUGUCUAUCAACUUUGAAAAUUUUAUUUUUUUGAAAAUGUGACUUCUUGUUCGGGUUGAUUCCCCAUAGACCCCAUGUUACAAAAUCACAAAAAGUGAAUUAUCUUCUCUUGUAUUGGACAGAUAACAUUUUCUUUUACCGGACAUAUUUUAAUUUGCAUAACUAUUAGAUACAUAAGGGUUAUAUGAAAACUGAACCAAGCAAAUAGAUGUAAUUUAAGUUAAAUUGAACUUUCUACCAUACCCGCCAUGCUAUCUGACCCGAACGAGCCACCUGGUGGUGAAUCUGGUAACUACCUACUCGCAUCUGCGUUAUUGUGUUCAGUUUACAUAAAAUAUGUAUUAGAAUGAGAAUUUGAACUCAGUUGAACAUUUUUUCAAAUAUUGCAGCAUUUGUUGAUGAGAAUUUUGGCAUCCCAUUAAGAAAGAACUGUGCUUGCGCUAAGUGUUUUUCUUUUUUGAGCGUAAAAGUUAUUUUUAACUUUGAACAGUUCUGCCCAAAGUUUUGUAAAAAUUGCAAUUUCCAUGACAUAUCUUAUUUUCAAAAUCUCAAGUGGGUACAGCACCCAUUUGAAGUUGCUUGAUGCUUGGAAGAACACUGAGAAAUCUGUUGAUUUAUUCAUUGUAUACAUAAACUGGGGCAGACCCACUUUGUCGUCUAUCAGGAUGAGUAUACUAAAUUAGAGUGAGAGAUGUAGCCACACAUUGAAAGUUAAAUUAUGAUAUAAUGCACCUAUUAAUUAAGCACUUUAUUGCCAAAAUUUUAUUAAAUUUUGCUUUUACUAAUGAUGAAUGAACUUGACUGACCAUUAUAAGCAGUGUAUUUGUAUACUAACUAUUAUUGCCAUAAUUGAUUUGCCAAAAUGUGAGGUUGAGAGUUUCACAAGCAUGUAUACAUGGUUUUAAUCUAAAUUGACUACUCAGAGCAUAGACAUCUGCAACAUGUCUUAGAUAUACAUACUUGUAUAUGUAUGUAAUGGGAGGGUUUUAUACAGGGCUUAUCACAAAAUUUUAGAAUAGAUUAUUUAAGGUAAAUAUUAAUUUUAAAACUUUAAAUAUGAAAUUUGUCAAAAUACAACUUUCUUUAAGAUUAAAGCCUUGUGAAAAUUUUCAUCUUUGAAGUUUCAAAAUGAAUACCGUUUAAAACUUAGUUUUAAAAAAUGGAGUGGAACAAGAAUGGAUAUAGCUGUUGGACUCAUCCUGGAAUCGUGGGCCUUAGUGAUUGUUAAAUAGAUACAAAAAUAUCCAUAUAUUUCCCUUGAUGUACUUUUUGCAUAUUAUGUACCUUUGUGUAGGUAUAACGUAUGAGAUACUAUAAAAAUAUGCAAUAUUGCUUACCACCAGAAGGUAUAGUAAAACCUGUGUAUAGUGAACACCUAUGGAGCCACAAAAAUGUGCCCACUGUAGGUAGGUGCUCACUACAGAGAGGUGAUCUUGUACAGAUAUCAAUGGUGUAUUGUGCUGAAAAGGCUGGUUCACUAGACACAGGUCCUUACUAGAGAAAGAUGUUCACUAAGACAGGUUUAACUGUAAUAGAUACAUAAUUGUGUUUUUUAACCUUAAACAGAUGAGAUGCCAGUAAGAGUAAUCAUUCAAUAUUCAGAAUUUAGUCAAAUUGAUAUCAUACAGUCAUAUUUCAUAUCUGGAUCCAAAAUUGCAUGUCAUUCUGCCAAAAAUAACCAAUUUAUUUGUUUACUGUAUAUAUGUACAGUAAACAGGUAAAUUGGUUACCACCAAUUUAUAUGUUUGAUAUGAUCAGUUUUAUAUGAUGGAGGCCGAGGGCCUCAUGUUUGUGUCAUGAGUGCAUCGUAUAUUAGUUAGUACACAUGUAGUUACACAUGUUAUUUAGAAUAAAAAUUACAUAAUUUAAACUGAGAAAAUCUUGUUUUGGUCCUUAUUUAAUUUGGGACCAGUUUAUAAAAAUUGAGCCCAUCUUCUCCAAAUAAGGUCUGUUUUCU